This is a messenger RNA of Gaeumannomyces tritici R3-111a-1, 321 nucleotides long. RefSeq lists its product as hypothetical. NCBI's taxonomy places the organism in Eukaryota, Fungi, Ascomycota, Sordariomycetes, Magnaporthales, Magnaporthaceae. The record is from RefSeq and is a predicted model, not a curated record. The transcript has 2 exons. Bases 1 to 306 code for a protein of 101 amino acids.
AUGGGCCUGCCGGGCCUCGUGGGCCAGUACCAGCCGCAAGUCAUUAGCCAGGCCGCCAAGUCCAUGUACAUGAUGGGCUGGCAGCUGACCUUUGUGUCGUCGGCCGCUGUCGUAAUCCCUCUGGGCUACGACGGCAUUGUUCCCAACACGCGGGAGUUCUUGGCCAAGGAGGGUCGCGAGGGCUUUCUGGAUAGGGAGCGAGAGAUGGCUAGUGUUGCCGGGUCGGACGAGCUCAUCUCGCCGCGCACUCUCGCGGCGACUGACGAAAAGCAAGUUGGAAAUGUGGAAAAGGCAUUGAGGGUGUAAGAGAUAAUAUCAAAC